Messenger RNA from Pecten maximus, 2774 nucleotides. RefSeq names its product sulfotransferase 1C2A-like. Bases 213 to 1109 code for a protein of 298 amino acids. Gene Ontology annotation, molecular function: sulfotransferase activity. The transcript is spliced from 6 exons. Gene Ontology annotation, cellular component: cytoplasm. Gene Ontology annotation, biological process: sulfation. Lineage: Eukaryota; Metazoa; Mollusca; Bivalvia; Pectinida; Pectinidae. The record is from RefSeq and is a predicted model, not a curated record.
AGUAAAAGCUCGCUAAAGGGCGUGGUGUUGAAUGAUAGUAAUCUGAUAUCACAUGCCGCAUGAAGAUUUUAUUUUCGGAACUUAACGUAAACAAAUUACAUAAUUUUGUUUGCAAGUGCGUGCACAUAUCCAUCUGUCGAUUGUUCGGGGUUAAACAACAUAGACGUUAGGCUCGGCUGGACAAGGACGAACAUUAGAGGCUGUCUUCAGACAUGUCGGAUACACAUGACAAAUGUCCUCUGCCAGAAUACGACGGAUACCUGUUACCAAAGUUCCCACCACUGGUACAGGAUACUGACAAACGAAUGACUGCUAUCCGGGACUUCAAGUCUGAGGAUACCGACAUUCUCAUUUGCACUUAUCCAAAAACAGGGUCGAAUUGGGUUUAUGAGAUCAUUUCUAUGCUGGUACAAGGUCACGCAACAUAUCUUAAGGCUUUUAAAACUAUCGGAAUGCUGGAAGUCUCAGAUCUAGCGGCCCUGGCCGACAUGACGUCACCACGUGUCCUUAGUACUCAUGUUCCGUUCCGACACCUUCCAAUACAACACUUGGCCAAGGGAUGUAAAGUCGUCCACAUCCUCAGAAAUCCGAAAGACGUCACAGUGUCCGCUUAUAACCAAUGUAAAUCACCUCUUGUCAAGCACAUCUGUGAUGCAGAUGAGUUUCCUGGAACGUGGGAUUAUUUCCUCAGAGACUUCUUUGAAAACAAGCAUAAUUUUUACGAUGGGUUCAUCAAAUACGAGAAGGAUUGGGAGGUCGCCAAACGUACCAAAGCUGUAACUAACGUCUACACCAUGUUCUAUGAGGAUCUUCGGAAGAAUCCUAUUGCCGAAAUAACACGACUGGCCAAGUACUUAGAGGUACCUUCAAAUGAGGAGCUAGUUGGCGACAUCGCAGAAAAAUGUUCAUUCGUGAAGCUUCAAAACGCUGCAGAAACUUUUAAAACUGAUGGGCCGAAGACUAUCGUAGAUGGCAAAAAUGUAUUAUUUAGGAAAGGGACGGUCGGAGAUUGGAAAAACUGGUUCACAGUUGCUCAAAACGAACAGUUUGACGAUUAUUUAGACAGAGAACUGAAGGGAUCGACACUGGAAUUUAAAUAUGAAAUAUGAUCUUCAGUGACAUGGUUGUGGGGACUAUUUCUGUUAUUUUAUUUUUUACGUCACUAAUAGUUUUCUGCUUUCAUUUCUCUGAUAAGAAGAUCAGGAUAUCCAAGGCCUUAUUUUAUCGUAUUCACAUACACGGGGAGUUUGGAAAUAUCGUUAUCUCUGAUGAAUGUCGAGUAAUUAAAUGGAAUGCACGUUAUCUACAUAUACAUUGUAAGAAUAAGUGUUUAGUUAAUUAUGUAAUUGGAAGCAUUUCAUCACUUUGUACAUUUCGAGAGGACUAUACUAGUAGUCAUUCAUAUAAAAUACGAAACAAGACAAAUAAUGUAUUCAUUUGAUCAAGACGUUGAUUGUGACUGUCGGUCACAUUUUUUUUCUUCUGUCGUUGUUCAAAUUCAACAAAAUGUUUUUUUUUCUUUUUCUUUUUUUCCCCCCAACAAAUCAAUUUUAACCCCCCCAUCUAUUAGAAAGCUGCCGGGGUUGGGGAGCCCCGGGGUCAGCUCUUUGACAAUAAUGUGUCCUCAUACAAGCGGGCUCUCAUUCUUAAUCAUCUCUUUCUUUCUUUCUUUCUGUCUUUCUUUCUUUUAAAGUCUUUCUUUCUUCUUUCUUUCUUUCUUUUUUUUUCGUUCUUUCUUUCUAAUUAUCACAAAAAUGUUAUGUCAUACUAUUUCUUAUUAACAUAUACAAUUAAUUACGUGCGAUACUGGUUAAUGCUAAUAUCAUGCAUUUUACACAUAGGGGAGCUUUUAAAGGUAAAACUAAUUAGUGGACAAUAUAGACAUUUAAAUCGAUAAUCAGAAGUUUGUUCUCAUGAAUUUUAAAUAUCUUCUUUUUCUCCGACAAAGAUUGUUCAUAAGAUGUUCGUUGUAAAUACAGCUUCAACACCGCUUAAAAAACAACAACAAAACACAAAUAAAAGCUGUCUCGAGUCACCAACACCAUUUCCAAUUGGUGUUACGAAAAGCGACAAAGAAAAUACACCACGGACAUCAGCUAUGUAGUGAGUGGUCAUUUUGAUGCGAAGUCGCCUUGUAGUGAUUCGUCCCUGCCGCAUGAGAGGCCAAUAUCGUUUCAAGUGAAAUUUCUUUUCAUUUCAUUUUAUUGACAAAGAUGAUUAAAGUCAAUAGGAUCGAAUAACAUGCCAAUCCUAUAGAAAUUCUCUCCGAUUGUGGCUAAAAUAAUACAUUGAUAUUUUGUAAAUUACAGUUUCUGAAAUGAGAAUUAUAAAAAUACAACAGUCGAAGGGAGAUUACUCAUUCGUAUUUCUUAACAUAGUACACACAUAAUACAUUAACAGCUAUUAUUUGAUUAUUAUAAACAUAUUAUCUAAACAACAUGCCACUCAGAUAUUGACAGACAUUGACCAAAAGUACAGGUGCAUAUAUUUGCACUUGUCAUAGCUGUCAAUGCUGUUAAGUUAUUUACAUUUUAAUUUAAACAGAUAGUGAGUUUAUACGGAAGCUCAGCGGACGACUCAUGAUAUCCUUAUAAGACUAGAAUUUACAGAAAAAAUUUAAGAGGAGAAAUAAUCUUUUCUUGAUUUGUUGUGUAAUGUACAUGAUGUCAUACAAAAUGAAAUAAAAAGCAUAAAUUCAUGGCUGAUUAGAUCAUACAGAGAUGAAAAUGUUUGGAUUUAGCAAAAAAAAAAAAAAAAAAAAAAGUCUGGAUUUA